Mobula hypostoma (lesser devil ray) is the source of this 3107-nucleotide messenger RNA. It is a transcript of the gene ccnb3, whose product is annotated as cyclin B3. The record is from RefSeq and is a predicted model, not a curated record. The transcript has 12 exons. Lineage: Eukaryota; Metazoa; Chordata; Chondrichthyes; Myliobatiformes; Myliobatidae. Gene Ontology annotation, biological process: mitotic cell cycle phase transition; regulation of cyclin-dependent protein serine/threonine kinase activity. Bases 251 to 1489 code for a protein of 412 amino acids. Gene Ontology annotation, molecular function: cyclin-dependent protein serine/threonine kinase regulator activity. Gene Ontology annotation, cellular component: nucleus; cyclin-dependent protein kinase holoenzyme complex; cytoplasm.
AAAAAAUUUUUUUGCCGAGAUGCAUCUCGCCGAGCUGUGAAUGUGUGGGCACCAGUUGAGAGCAGGUAAACCAGUUUGGACAUUUGGGCCGAAGAACGUAAACCUUCUCUGGCUGCGGUCGCUUUCACCCCGAGCACGGUCCACUAGGAAGUGGUGCUCUCCCACAGUCCGAACAUUGAGUCCGGAGCCUCUACUUUAAGUAUCCCGUUGCUCCUCGAAGUUCGCCAGAGCAAAUAAGGUUGUGCAAGCAAUGCCUCCAGUCGCAAAAGCAAAGGGCCUUCAGUCUGAACCAUUUGGAAUGGAGUCAACUAUAAUAGAAAAGGAUGGUGAUCUUCAUAUCAAAAGGUCUCCUUCAUCACCCCAAGGUGGGCCCAAGAAAAGAUCAGCUUUUGAAGACCUCACAAAUGCAAAGCAAAGUCAAGCACAAGUCCUCGUUUCAAAGAGAAAAGGUGGCAAGGUGGUGAGUAAGAAAACUCAGAAAAAUUCUGCUGGGCAAGAAGCAUCAAAAAAAGAUGAGAAUAUAAAAAGUGCAGGACCCAAAGCCCCUCAGGAGCAUCUUGACAAUGCAAAGGAGAUGAAACCCACGACACCAGAAGCACCCGAGGAAAAAUCAGAUGUUGUGGAUGAGUCAGCAGAUGUGCAGCCUCCUCUCUUUGAUGACGUUGAUGAGGAGAAUCUGAGGGAUCCAUUCCUGAACGCAAUCUACGCAAAGGAUAUUUUUGACUAUAUGAAGGACCGGGAGGAGAAAUUUGUUCUGAAAGGCUACAUGGAAAAGCAACCUGACCUGAAUAUUGAAAUGAGGGCAAUCUUGGUGGACUGGAUGGUCGAAGUACAGGAGAAUUUUGAGUUGAAUCAUGAGACUCUGUACCUGGCGGUGAAGCUGGUGGACCAUUUCUUGGCAAAGGCUGUGUGCAUGAGGGAAACGCUGCAGCUGCUCGGCUCCACUGCAAUCCUUAUUGCUGCAAAGUUUGAUGAGCGGUGCCCUCCCUGUGUCGAUGAUUUCCUGUACAUUUGUGAUGAUGCAUACCAAAGAGAAGAACUGCUGUCAAUGGAAGUGAACAUUCUCCGGACGCUAAAGUUUGACAUCAAUGUUCCAGUGGCCUAUCGGUUCUUGAGGAGAUAUGCAAAGUGUGCCAGAGCCAACCUUGAGACACUGACUCUUGCCCGCUAUAUCUGUGAGCUAACUCUGCAGGAAUACGAGUUUAUCUGGGAAAGUGCCUCGAAAUUGGCUGCAUCUUGCCUGUUAUUGGCCCUCAAAAUGAAAGAUCUUGGAGGAUGGACUCCGACCCUGCAAUAUUACACUGGAUACCAGGUCACUGAUCUGCACUCGCUGAUGAGGAGACUGAACCUUUUGCUUUACAGCAAGCCAGACGAAAGGCUGAAAGCCGUGCGGUACAAGUAUGCUCACAAAGUGUUCUUUGAAGUAGCAAAAAUUCCACCUUUGGAUGUUCUGAAGCUUGAAGAACAACUGAAAUCAAACACCAUCUGAAACAGAUUCUGGCUAUCGGAGGAAAUAGUAUUUCACUAUUUCGCACUUGUGUGGGUGGGUUGUUGUGUAUGUUGGUGUAAAUACUUGUGUUUGCCUAAUAUUUCUUCACCAUAAUUAUUUCUGCCUAGCAGAGAUGUGUAAUUAUUCAAAGAUGCUCUUUCAAAUGCAGCAAACAUUGAAAUGCAAUAUCUCAAUUCUAAAGUAAGAGUAAAGUUGGCCACAGUAAAUUGUUGUGGGAGGAGGAGGAGGUUGUAAAUAUUUUGAAAUCUUGUAUGGCGAAUACACCAUAAACAGCAGCUAUACAUAGUAUUUUUAACUAAAAGAUCAGAACCAGGAAUAAGUAACCAUAAAUGCACCAUAAGACUCUUGAUUUCCUUAAAACUUUUGUUUCAAAUUUUCAAAAAGUAAUUUAUUCCUAAAUUUGUAAAUUUAAAAAGGACCAAAAUAUAAUUGAAAAAAAAGGUUGUCUUGUUAAAAUAAGCCAAUGGGGAACCAGUGCUUUUUAAUAGGAAUCCCCAGUAAUGUUCUUAAAAGUUUGUUAUGUAAUUUUUCUAAUAUUGUAGUGAAAGCCAAAAUCCAAUUCCCUAUGUAGCCCCAAUCUCCCAAUUCUUUACUUAGGGGAAAAAAAAAACUAAAGUUGAGUUUGAUUUGAGAGAAAGUGCUGGAGAUUGACACAAGCUAAUCUGAUCCCAUUUUAAUUUCAGAUUUUCUGUUUCCUCCUCUCUGCAGUUGUAUAAGUAGCUUUAUUGCUGCUUGAUACAAACCAGUAGUUCCACCAUCCUAUGGAAUAGACCCAAGAGUAAUUUGUUGGCCAUGCUUUCCUUUUUUAUUUAAAAUGUGCAUGAUAUUUGCUGAAAUGUCAUUAUUUUGGUAAGAAAAAAAUAUUUCACUACUACUUGGUUGGUGUGGGAGGAGGGAGAAAGUAUCGAUAACUCUGAUUAUUGGUUAUUUUUUAAGCUCACAGUUAUAAACGAAGGAUUGUUUUAGAAGCCACUGCUAUUGUUGUAGGAAAUCGAUUUUGAGUAUGGCUUUUCAAUGUCGCUGCUAAUUGUACCAAUUGCAAUAAUCUUUCACUUAUUAUAUGAUGUGUAUUUUGAAACUAUUUAAUUGUACUAUGGAAGCUAUUUGUGAAGUAUUUAAAUGUUUUAAGCAUUCUGUUAGAGCAAAAAAAGUGUAUAUUGUAUAUGGUUCAGUGUCUGUUGGAUUCCCACCUUCAAACAACCCUGUCUAUUUUCAUGUCUAGGUAUGUCUAAUUUCCCUUGUAAAAUAUAUUAAAUGUAAUAUCUUGUGUAUAUUUUACUUUGAAUAAACUUCAGUUUCUGUCAAUGGUGUAAAACAAUGGUCAUGUUCAUCAAAACUGAUCUAUUAACCCAGAAAAAUUAUUUAAGCAGAAUAUUUAAAGAUGCAUUUAUAAUUAAAGUAUAUAUACAAUAACCAGAGAUGAAAGCAAAUGUAGCCUGAAUGAAUUGUCCAUGCAUAAAGACCUAUUUGCUAAGUAAUCUCAAGGUUGUAUAUAAUAUAAUGUUAGAUAUUUUGACUGGCAAGGUUUUUUUUAGUACAUGCGGUUAUGAAAUUUAUACACAUCACAUUGAAGUAAGUAUUCUAGAUUGAACAAUCU